AUGAAGCCAUCUCCAGCUGGCCCCUCGGCGGAGGCCUGCAAAGCUGCAGGGCAGGACGAGAAGAGCUGUCCCAUGUGUCAGGCCUGUGGAGACAGUGCGGGCCCGGGCCCCAAGCCAGCACCUGGGCCAGGGUCUGGGUUAGCUUCAGGUUCUGGAUCAGGACCUGGGGCGGUGUCUGGUCCCAGGCCUGAUUCUGGUGCUAUGUCUGCACCUGGGCCAAAGCCUAGCACAGUUCCAGGGCCUGGGCCGAAGCAAGGUAUUCUGGGACCCGAAGUCCGCUCUAGCACCGUGACUGGGUCUAGCCCCGUGACUGGGUCUAGCCCUGGGCCUGCUGCUAUGUCUCCAAAACCUGCACCCAGUCAGGGACCUGCAUCAGGAGCUGGGUCCACACCUGAGCCAAAAACUGCGCCAGUACCUGGGCCAGGGGUAGGGAGUGGACCUAGCCGGGACUCUGGGACUGGGCCCAAAACCAGCGAACCAACAGCAGCCUCAACACCAGCACCACAGCAGAAGGCUCAGACAGCGCCUACAAAAGCCCCUCGGCAAAAGGUUCUGGUGACUGGAGGAGGAGGCUACCUGGGCUUUAGCCUGGGCUCCACCCUGGCCAGGAGUGGCAUUUAUGUCAUCCUGCUUGACCUCCGAAGACCCCAGUGGGAGCUGUGUCCAGGGACUGAGUUCAUCCAGGCUGAUGUGCGGGAUGAAGCAGCCCUGUACCGUGUCCUGGAAGGGGUGGAUUGUGUCUUUCAUGUGGCGUCCUAUGGCAUGUCCGGUGCUGAGAAGUUGCAGAAAGAAAAGAUUGAGUCUAUAAAUGUUGGUGGCACCAAACUAGUGAUUGAUGUGUGUGUCCGCCGCCAGGUUCCAAGGCUCGUAUACACCAGCACAGUCAAUGUGGCAUUCGGCGGGAAGCCCAUCGAGCAGGGCAAUGAAGACUCGGUGCCAUACUUCCCACUGGAGCAGCACAUGGACCACUACUCCCGCACCAAAGCCAUCGCUGACCAAUUAAUCCUCAUGGCCAACGGAACACCGCUUCCAGGAGGAGGCAUUCUGCGCACGUGUGUACUCCGACCCCCCGGAAUUUACGGCCCUGAAGAGCAGAGACACCUGCCCCGGGUGGCGGGCCACAUCAAGAAACGGCUGUUCCUGUUCCGAUUUGGGGGGCACAAGACACGCAUGAACUGGGUCCAUGUACACAACCUGGUACAGGCACAUGUACUGGCAGCUGAGGCGCUCACCGCCGCCAAGGCCUACGUGGCUAGUGGGCAAGCAUACUACAUCAAUGAUGGUGAAAGUGUCAACCUCUUCGAGUGGAUGGCCCCGCUGUUUGAGAAGUUGGGGUACAGCCAACCCUGGCUGCAGGUGCCUACUUCCUUGGUCUACCUGACAGCCAUCAUCAUGGAGUAUCUGCACCUGGCCCUGCGACCCCUCUUCAGCCUCCCUCCACUGCUCACCCGGAGUGAGGUGUGCAGCGUGGCCGUGACACACACCUUCCAGAUCGCCAAGGCCCGGACGCAGCUGGGCUACGCGCCCGAAAAGUUCAGCUUCGCAGACGUGGUGGAGCACUAUGUGCAGUCCACGCGCCGGCAGCAUCGCAGCUCCACGGUGCGGACGCUCCUGCUGCCGUUGCUCUGGCUGCUGUUGCUCCUGGGCCUGCUCGCUCUGGCCCUCCACUUCCUCGACCUGCAGCCGUCAGUCUUCUGA
Messenger RNA from Suncus etruscus (white-toothed pygmy shrew), 1698 nucleotides. RefSeq names its product short chain dehydrogenase/reductase family 42E, member 2 (gene SDR42E2). The record is from RefSeq and is a predicted model, not a curated record. Gene Ontology annotation, molecular function: 3-beta-hydroxy-Delta5-steroid dehydrogenase (NAD+) activity. Lineage: Eukaryota; Metazoa; Chordata; Mammalia; Eulipotyphla; Soricidae. The coding region runs from base 1 to 1698 and encodes 565 amino acids. The transcript is spliced from 11 exons. Gene Ontology annotation, biological process: steroid biosynthetic process.